Molecule: messenger RNA, 3015 nt
Organism: Heterobasidion irregulare TC 32-1
Lineage: Eukaryota; Fungi; Basidiomycota; Agaricomycetes; Russulales; Bondarzewiaceae
Exons: 14
Coding region: 14-2026 (670 amino acids)
Biological process (GO): phenylacetate catabolic process; translation; fatty acid beta-oxidation
Cellular component (GO): small ribosomal subunit; peroxisome
Molecular function (GO): RNA binding; structural constituent of ribosome; acetyl-CoA C-acyltransferase activity
Source: RefSeq, a predicted model, not a curated record
CUCUCUCCUCUUCAUGUCGCUAUCCAGGACCGUCUUAAGAUCGCCCAUGUUUUUGCGCCCGUAUCUUGGUAGAGCAAUGGCUACCCACGCACCACUUCGCGGUCGCUCCGCCAUCCUACAGAAGAACCCGGAGGACGUCGUAAUUACCUUCGCAAAGCGCACGGCUAUGGGUCGGGCAAAGAAAGGACAAUUCAAGGAUACCCCCGUUGACGAGAUAUUGCACGCUCUGCUCAAGGCAACAUUGCAGAAGACUGGACUGGACCCGGCUAAGAUUGAUGACAUCUGCGUUGGAACCUGCCAUCCACCUUCUCCACUAUAUGUCUCGCGCGCGGCGGCGCUCGCUGCUGGUAUUCCGGAUCAUGUACCCGUUUCUACGGUCAAUCGCCUGUGCUCGUCAGGACUCAUGGCGAUCAGAAACAUAGCACAUGACAUUCAAACCGGUGAGAUAUCCCUUGGUCUUGCUAUUGGAAUGGAGAGCAUGUCUUUGAAUCCUCGACCGACGCCUUCGGUUUCGGACGCGGUCGCCGGCAACGCUCAAUCCCAUGAUUGCGUACAGCCAAUGGGGUGGACUUCUGAAAUGGUCGCUCAGACAUACAAAGUGCCGCGCGAGAAGCAAGACCAAUACGCCCUUAUCUCGCAUACUAGGGCGACCACGGCCUCGUCCAACGGGAUCUUUGCCGAAGAGAUCAUUCCAAUUGAACUCAAAGGUCAAGUCAUCUCUGUCGAUGAUACUAUUCGUCCGAAUGUCACGUUGGAAUCCCUUGCUUCGCUCAAACCUGUGUUCCCGGAGUGGGGCGAGGCUUCAACGACCGCGGGGAACGCAAGUGGUGUCGGUGAUGGCGCUGCCUUGUGCAUUCUGACUACACGCGAGCAUGCGGAAAAAGAAGGCAUGGAGGUUCUAGGGAAGUUUGUAGGAAGCACCGUUGUCGGUGUUGAGCCUCGCUACAUGGGAAUAAGUCCAAUCUUUGCCAUUCCCAAGCUCCUAGAGAGGCUUGGUCUAUCCAAAGAAGAUAUAGACGUGUUUGAGAUCAACGAAGCCUUUGCAUCGCAAUUCGCGUACUGCGUUGAAGAGCUGAAAAUUCCCAUGGAUAAGAUUAACCCCCAGGGCGGUUCUAUCUCACUGACCCAUCCUCUCGGCAUGACUGGUGUUCGUCAAGUGGUUACUGGUCUCGCGGAACUCCGUAGGCGUAAUGGUCAAUUCCUCUGCACCAGUAUCUCCCCCGGCCGAGUCAAAAUGUCCGCCCAAAUUAGCAAAAAGCGCAAGUUCGUGGCCGAUGGUGUCUUCCGCGCGGAACUCAAUGAAUUCUUCACCCGUGAGCUCUCUGAGGAGGGCUACUCUGGCUGUGAUGUUCGCGUUACCCACGCCCGCACCGAAAUCAUCAUCCGUGCUACCCACACGCAGGAGGUCCUGGGCGAGAGGGGUCGCCGCAUUCGUGAGCUGACAGCUCUCGUUCAAAAGCGUUUCAAGUUCCCAGAGAACUCCCUCGAGCUCUAUGCCGAGAAGGUUCAAUACCGUGGUCUCUCUGCUGUCGCUCAAUGUGAGAGUUUGAGGUACAAGCUCCUUGGUGGCCUUGCUAUCCGCCGUGCAUGCUACGGUGUGCUUCGCUUCGUUAUGGAGUCUGGCGCGAAGGGCUGUGAGGUCGUCGUGUCUGGCAAGCUCCGUGCUGCCCGUGCCAAGUCAAUGAAAUUCACCGACGGGUUCAUGAUCCACUCCGGUCAACCUGCUCGCGACUUCGUUGAUUACGCUGUUCGCCACGUCCUUCUCCGCCAGGGUGUCCUUGGAAUCAAGGUCAAAAUCAUGAAAGGAUGGGAUCCCGAGGGUCAGCUUGGUCCUCGCAAGCCUCUUCCCGACUCCGUCCAGAUUCUCGAGCCCCCGGUCGACAAGAUCGUCUCGGAGCCUUCCUCCGAGCAGCGUGAACCUGCUAUUCCUCAGCCUGCCCCGCCCGCGCCAGAGGAGGCUGCUUAUCCACCACAGGAGCCGGCGUAUGAGCAGGCCCCCUACGGCGAGCAGGCAGCCCAGUUCUGAUUCACUUUCCUUUCCUUUCGCGCGUACAUGUCAUAGUAUGUAACAAUGCAGCUGCAUGCUCUGUAUUCCGGUUCUGGGGUAUCAUGAUGAUAUAUCUUCACAAGCUUGGGUAUACUUUAAGGCACAUCCAUCGAUACACUACUCCCUGCCUUCCCGCCAGUGGGCAAAUCGAUAUCAAGGGAUCGAGUAUCGCCUGCCCACCCGCGAGUAAUGUCGACCUGAAUAUUGGUGAGGGUCUGGGAUGGGUCAGAGACAGUGAUCUUGUCAGUCCCAAAGGAAUAAAUGAUGGCUGAGUUGCCGUUCGAACUGAUGGAGAUGGGGUCGUCUUCAGAAGACAGAAAGAAGCGCAAAGUGCCUCCCGUCCCAUCCCAGAAUACGAUGGACACGGUAUCGUUUUCUUCGUCGAGUACGGCGGAUAUGAGCGCGUCAUUUCGCAAGGUACGCAAAGUAUGUUGCCAAUCUUCGCUCUUGUCCUGGAAGGAACGGAAAUCGAUGCCAGGGAAGAUGGUAUAGGACAAAGGAGCGGUCAAGUCUUGAUGCUCGAUGUAUGCAGCAAAGAGAUCGACGGUGGCCGGAGGUUGUGUCGAAAUGCCGAUCGCGGACCAGUUACCGGUGCGCUCGCCCACGGAUAACGACAGUCCAAAGGAAGGAUCGUCGAAGGUGUAGCCGACAUUGCCGUGCCAAAGCGAGGUAGUGUACGGAUAUGACGCCGAAGAAACGUUCUCGGGAACGGGAAAUCCAUUAACGAAAAUGGGACCGUCGUGCCUACGCUGAUCGAGAACGGAGUAGACUGGCGCAUCCCCAGCGUUGGACAGGCUCGUGACCAUGACACGCUGGACACCGUCUGCGAGGAAGAACCACGUCUUUUGCCAGCUCAGUGCGCGGGUAUAUGGGUUGGUAUAGCGCAUUGCGGCGAUGCCGAUGUUCCCGUCUGAUACGCCUCCAACAAAAUCCUCGAGGCCGGUCCACUCGGCGUUCGCGCAGUUUAG